UAAUGUACCGUUUUAAAUAUAAAGAUUUUGUAAAGAGCAUUCGUGCGUUAGUUGCAUUCUUUGAUUAUUUAAUUAAGUGGUGCAUCAUGCCGAUAGAAGUAAACAUUCAAGAGAGAAGGCUUGGUUCAGUCUUGAAACUGAGAUGUAUGAUUAGCCUUUGUUCUUUGAAUGCAAAACCCUUGGAAACCAUAUCAAGUCAACAUUUUAAUGUCACUGACUUAGCCGAAGUGCAGCUUCGAUUUAACUUCAAGAACAAAAACUUUGUUGAAUGUUAUAUUUUAGCACAGAAUCAUAUAAAGACAAAAAACAUUGGAGUAAAAAUUAAAGCAUCUUGUCAAGAAACCUCUGAACCAUUUUACUCAGAAUGGAUUUGCGACAAUCAAUGGAAAACAAUUGGAAUCAGAGAAAAUUAUGAUGUCAAUUUAAAUUCAGUGUGUACAACCUUGCUGGAUAUUAAUAUUUCAGCGAGAGAGGUUGGGACUUCGCUUCUCCUAAAUCUUUACAAUGAUGUUGAUUUUACUGACUUCAGCUUGAGCACAUCUGAGGGCAGUGUGGGCGUACACAAGGCAUGUCUAGCAGCCACCAGCGAUGUGUUUCGCGCUAUGCUUAGUCACGAAUGGAAGGAAAAGGAAGCGGGCCACAUUCAGAUGGAGGGGGUCACUGUGCAGACCCUUAAACAUUUAAAGGACUACAUUUACAUUAGAAAGCUGCCCGAUGACGAUCUAAAGCCUUUACUUACACUCGCCUCCUGCUACUUAAUGGACGAUCUUAUAGAAGAUUGCGUCUCUAAGUUGGCUAUGAAUAGUAGUUCUGAAGACUGGGACAGUCUUAUAGCAUACGCCGCAAGUAAUCAAAUAGUUGAACUAACAAGAGCUAUUCUGUUUGUGAAUCCAGCUUGUGAGAUCAAAAAUGAAGUCGACUAGAACGGGCAGAAGAACUUAUGAAAUAAAACUAUGAAAACGGAUUAUAUCGCGUAUAUUGAAUUUAUAAUACAUCCCGACGUUUCGAACUCUUUACAGCGUUCGUGGUCAACGGGUGACUGAGGAAAAAUUACAAAAUGCAAAAAUACCCACAUACUAAAAUAAUGAACAAUCAUAGACUACAAACUUUAAGGCUGGUUGUACAUGCAAAAUCGGUUCAUAAGGCUAGUUAUACACUAUAAUUAUUUUUCAAGUAAAGAUAUAUAUAUAUACGCGAUAAAAAACUAUGCCGGCUCCAACCCUACACCACGGACCCGAGAAGAUUUAAUUCCCUCCUAAAUUGUAGGAGGGUAUCCCAAUAUGGGACCGGCAACAAACUCGGCGGGACACAUCUUUUCAAAACAUCAGAAUGUCCAGCAUCAUCCAACACUACGGUCUCACAGUCUAUGUCUCGCUUGCUCCUUUAUCAGGUGGACUACAGGAUCCCAAGCUGGUGGUAGAGAAAAGCCAUCUUCCCUAUUAAAGUUUGGAUAUUUCUUAAUCUCAAUGGCCUCGCGCAGCAUUCUGGGUUAUGGGUGGGUUAGUUUUUUAUCGCGUAUAUAUAUAUAUCUUUACUUAAAAAAUAAUUAUAGUGUAUAACUAGCCUUAUGAACCGAUUUUGCAUGUACAACCAGCCUUAAAGUUUGUAGUCUAUGAUUGUUCAUUAUUUUAGUAUGUGGGUAUUUUUGCAUUUUGUAAUUUUUCCUCAGUCACCCGUUGACCACGAACGCUGUAAAGAGUUCGAAACGUCGGGAUGUAUUAUAAAUUCAAUAUACGCGAUAUAAUCCGUUUUCAUAGUUUUAUUUCAUGAGUAACUAUCGCGGUAACCGAAGACAACAGAAGAACUUACUUUAGAUUUAUACUUAAAUAUAACAUCGAAUAAUUUAAUAAUAUAAUUUAAUUUUUUUUUAAUAAUAUAAUUCGUAAUCUUUUAUUCCUUUGAAUUUAAUAUAAUAAAAAUAUCAAAUAAAA
Messenger RNA from Cydia strobilella, 1931 nucleotides. RefSeq lists its product as uncharacterized. The transcript is spliced from 2 exons. Gene Ontology annotation, cellular component: nucleus; cytoplasm. Gene Ontology annotation, molecular function: ubiquitin protein ligase binding. Gene Ontology annotation, biological process: regulation of proteolysis; proteasome-mediated ubiquitin-dependent protein catabolic process. Lineage: Eukaryota; Metazoa; Arthropoda; Insecta; Lepidoptera; Tortricidae. The record is from RefSeq and is a predicted model, not a curated record. Bases 3 to 923 code for a protein of 306 amino acids.